Messenger RNA from Antrostomus carolinensis (chuck-will's-widow), 1287 nucleotides. RefSeq names its product acyl-CoA thioesterase 9 (gene ACOT9). Gene Ontology annotation, molecular function: fatty acyl-CoA hydrolase activity. Bases 7 to 1287 code for a protein of 426 amino acids. The transcript has 15 exons. NCBI's taxonomy places the organism in Eukaryota, Metazoa, Chordata, Aves, Caprimulgiformes, Caprimulgidae. Gene Ontology annotation, biological process: acyl-CoA metabolic process. The record is from RefSeq and is a predicted model, not a curated record. Gene Ontology annotation, cellular component: mitochondrion.
UGCACCAUGAGGAAGCUUCCUUCUCUUCUGGCCAGGACAUUAACUUCAGGGACCAGUGGCUCCCCAGUGCUUCCUGACAUGUCGGAAGGGCACUUACCCAUUCAUGUGAAUAAUGUGCGGAGCAGAUUGAGGGAUAUAGUGGGAGCAUCUACCAACUGGAGGGAUCAUGUGCAAGCCAUGCAAGAAAGAAAAGCUCUUCAUACUUUACUGGCAAAAAGGCAGGAAGAUCUCCCUCCUAGGAGAAUGAAAGAUAGCUACUUGGAAGUUAUUCUGCCUCUAGGAAGUCAACCUGAAAUAAGAGAAAAGUAUCUGAAUGUACACAACAGCGUAAGGUUUGGAAGGAUACUUGAAGAUCUUGACAGUUUAGGAGUUCUUAUUUGCUACACUCACACCAAGCAGGAAGGGCAGCCAAGGUCUCCCCUGUCGAUAGUUACAGCCCUGGUGGAUAAAAUCAAUUUGUGCAAGAAGAUUAUAUAUCCAGACUGUGACAUCAAAUUCACAGGAAAUGUUUCUUGGGUUGGAAGGACCUCGAUGGAAGUGAAGAUGCACAUGCUGCAGCUACACGAUGGCGAUUACAGCCCUGUGUUGGAUGCAACCUUUGUCAUGGUGGCCCGGGAUCCCGAAAAUAAACGGCCAGCAUUUGUUAAUCCACUCGUUCCGGAGACCCCUGAGGAAGAAGAAAUCUUCAAGCAAGGGGAAUUGAACAAGGUGAAGAGGAUUGAUUUCAGCACUGCCUCCUUACUGAAAAUGGCUCCCACGGCAGAAGAAAGAAACAUUGUUCAUGACAUAUUCCUUAAUACAUUGGACACAAGGACAGUAAGUUUCCGGAGUCGUAAAUUACCACCCAAUUCAGUGUGGAUGGAAGAUGCAAAGCUAAAAGGCCUACAGAUUUGCCAUCCUCAGGAACGGAACAUCUUCAAUAGGAUCUUUGGGGGUUUUCUCAUGAGAAAGGCGUUUGAACUGGGGUGGGCAACUGCUUGCAGCUAUGGGGGUUCCAGACCUUUUAUCGUAUCUGUUGACGACAUCAUGUUUCAGAGGCCAGUUGAGGUGGGAUCCUUAUUACUGCUUUCUGCACAGGUCUGUUACACAGAAAAAAACUACAUCCAGGUUCGAGUACACAGUGAGGUUUAUGAUGCAGAUACCAGGGAGCACCAGACAACCAAUAUCUUCCAUUUCACCUUUGUGUCAGAAAAUGAGGUCCCACAGGUUGUCCCCAAAACUUAUGGAGAGUCCAUGUUGUAUUUAGAUGGGAAGCGACACUUCGCUGCAACCAUGAAAGAAAUCUGA